AUGACUAAGCCUUUCAAAUGGAAUAUCUACGAUAAAAUAAGGUUUAAUAGAAUAUUACUUAAAUAUAUCAAUAAGGAUGGUAUAAAAAAACAUGCUAAUGAUAUAUUACAUGAUAUGAAUGAUAAAAACACGUUGAAUAGGAUAUUAUUUAUUAGUAAAGUACUCGAUGUAAAUAAUUGUGAGACUGUAGAAUACACAAAAGAAAAUAUAGUAGAAUAUCUAAAGGAAAUUUUUGAUAAUAAUAGUAAAGAUGUUUUGACUUUAGAAGACUUCAAUUAUAGAAUUGAUGUAAAAGAACAAAGUAAAGAUGAGGUUAUUGACACUAUUCCUGCUACCGAUAGAUAUGAAGAUAAAGAACAGAUAUUAGAAACUUUAGUUCCUAAUACAUGUAAGGGAAAUGAAUUUGAUUCCAGCGAAGGAAAAAACAUUACCAAUGUUGAUAAUGAUUACGUCUCCUCAUCAAGGACUUCUAACACUAUUGUGACGAAUGUAGGUGAUAAUAAUGACAGUAUCGGUAAAAGUAAUGAUAUUGGCACCAAUCUUCAACCUCCAUUGACUGCCACAGCAGGUAUUGAAAAAAAUAAUUUUACUCAAAAUUCUGUUCCUAAUAAGACAAUGAAUACAGACACAGAUGUCACCAGUAUUAAUACGCUUAAUAAAAACAUUAGUCCUAAUCUUAAUCCUAGUGAUACUACCAUUAUAUCAACCAAAGCCACAAAAAGUCAAGUGAAAUCGACUAAAGGCAAAUCAAGACCAGUUACUAAAAUCAAUAUUAGUGGCUCUAAAUCUUCAAAAGAUAAUUAUCAAUAUGAUCAAAAGGCUACAAAUAGAUUUGGUCGUAAUACUAGGAUUGUUAUUGAGAAAGGUGAUGAGGACGAUAAUAGCAACACUAAUACUAACAGUAGAGAUUUAAAAAAUAUUUCUGAUAACCCUAGACCAAUGAUGGAGUCGUUGAACUUAACUUUAAAUGCUGAUAAUGGCAAAGUCACAAAAGAACAAACGGAAAAAAGAAAGCCACACCUACAACCCCUACCUGCUGUUGUUUCAUCAUCAAAAACAAUACCAGCAACAGUGAAAAAAACAAAUGAUACUGAAGUAGCUGCGGUUUUUGAAGAUGGUAUGCAUAAUGAUACUAGUGCUAAGAACAAUCCAGGGGGAAAUAGUUUAAAAAUAAUAAAAGAAAAUAAUGAUAACGAUAAUGGUGGUAUCGAUAUUGAUAAUAAAAGUGAAUUAGAUAAAGACAAUUCAAUAAAAAAAUAUACAUCUAGUGAAGAAAAGAAUGAAAAAUAUUAUGUUGCAAAAGAACAGAAAAAGGAAAGAAGUGAAGAAAAGAAGGAAACAUAUGAACAAAACAAAAUGAUAGAGAAAACAAAAGAGGCAACCAAAUUUCAAAAGGAUAUACCUAAUAAAGAAGAGCAUGGUAGGGAUUUGGCGGUAAAGGUAGAUAUUGGUAUUGGAGGACAACUUAUACAGAAUAUAGAGGCUAUACCAGAUGUCAGCCAAGGGGUGAUCAGUGUUGUAGAUAGCAAUAACGUUGAACAAGAGGGGAAAUCAAAAACAACUACUGGCACUUUAAAAGAUAAAACUAUAGCGAAUGUUGUACAAAUUAAUAACGAUAUAAUUGAGGAAAACGUGGGGGCUAAAAGUGAUGGGAACAAAUAUGAUGAGGGACAACUAGAAUUGCCAAAAAUCAACGCUAACAUUGAAUCCUAUGGAAAAAACGUAGCCAAUAAAGUUAAUGAACAAAAAAAAGAUACAAUUAGUACAAGUGAAAGUUACCAAAUGACAGAAGCCACGAAUAAUAAUGAGAAUAUAACCGACAAGCCGACUACUAUAGCGCAAGAAGAAAAUAUGGACGAAGCUGGACUUGUCAAUGAAGAAGAUGAAGACAAUGAAAGUAAAUUAUCACAAGUAGAUGAUGAAGUUGACGUUGAAAAGGAUGAACAUGUUAAGGUACAAGUUGGUAUAUUGGAAUCCUUAGAUGAACAUGAGGGGAAAUUAGAUACAAAGGGUACAACGCAAUCUGACGAUAUAAACCAUGUUUUUGGAAAUAAGGAGGAAGAUGGAAAAGAUAAACAUACAGAACCAGUUGGUCAUACCGAUAAUCAGAUUGAUAAAGAAAUAACUGCCAAAAUGUUUGAUACUGAAAAUGGAAAUAAAAUGGGGGCAGAAAAGGGAGAAAUAAAAGAGGAAGCUAUAGUACCUACUACAAAAGAUAAAGAUCAAUACACACGUAAUUACAGUCUCAAAGAUAAUGAUAAAAUAAAAAUGGUCCAAAAACAGCAAGAUAAGACCAAGGUUAUUAAACCGAGAAAAAAAGGCAACAAAGGCAAAAGAAAAUUAAUUGAGACUAAGGAGGAAGAAGAAGUAAAACAAAAUGAGUUCAAAAACACAAAGGAAAAUCGUGUUACUAUUGAAAAGUCUACUAUAAUUGAAGAUGCGCCAAUUGAAUCUAGGACUAGAAGUAAACUUAAGAUCAAAGAGGAUAUUGAAAGUAUAGUUUAUCAAAGAGAUGGACAACAGGAAAAUAUUUUGUCAGCAAGGAACAGACGGAAACCAAUCACAAAGAUUUUGAACGGUGAAGGGGAAAAUAAGAGGACAAGCUCUGGAAAGACGAUAGUUGUCGGCAAAGCAACGCUUACCGAUGAUGAUAAUAUCAGAAAGGAAGAAAUGAAUCAAAAACAGGAAAAUGAUAACGGAGACACCGGAAAGGGAGAAAAAGAGAUAGAAAGGAACGAGGAAGAAAAAUUUAAGAAAAGAAAUACGAUUGAUAAUUAUAAUAGUAAUAGUUUCAAAAAUGAAAAUAUACCAAAGGCAGUGACAAGGAAAUCUGCGAGAAUACGAAAAAGAAUUCGUGAAGGGAGUGAUAACAUUGAAGAAGAACGUAUUUCAAAACAAACUAGGAUUCUUAAGGAUGAAGAUAGUAACAAUAAGAAUAGUGAUAAUGAUAAUGACAACCGUGCUAAUAGUGAAGGUGGUGAUAACAAAAAUGAUAAUAACGAAGCUACUAAUAGCAAAAAAAACAAGGAAGUGACCAAUAUUGUCAAAAAGAGCAGAUCUUUGAGGAAUGGUAAAACAAAGAUAGAUAACCUUUCGCCUAAUAAUAAAUCCAUUACCAAUAGUAGUGAUAAUAUCGCUAAUAAAAAGAAUGAGAAAAGUGUUGCUAACGAUGAUUCUCCUGGAAUCAAGAAUAAUAAUGAGUUUACAGCUAUUAAAGAUAACGUUACUUUAAAUAAUACCACUGCAACAGUAGAUACAGAACCGAUAGGUAGAAGAUUGAGGAAAAGGAAAUAA
Molecule: messenger RNA, 3294 nt
Organism: Saccharomycodes ludwigii
Lineage: Eukaryota; Fungi; Ascomycota; Saccharomycetes; Saccharomycodales; Saccharomycodaceae
Exons: 1
Coding region: 1-3294 (1097 amino acids)
Source: RefSeq, a predicted model, not a curated record